CACAAAAAACCAAUCAAAGGGAAAAAGAAUAUCAGCAGAGAGAGAGCGAGAGAGAGACUACUGCUGUUGUACGGCCAUGGCAACGGUUGCAGCAGGAGUAGGGGGGGUGGGACUUGGAAGAGCAAAGCUGCACUCCCUCAACCCAAAACGCCCAUCUCAAUUUUCCGGAAAGAAGCUCAAGCUCAGACCCUCUUUUGAACCAAACCCACAUGGAAAAUCCGGACCACUGGUUGUUCAUGCCACUGGAGGGGAACUAAUGGGUCUUGUUCACAACCUCUUUGUGGGUGUUGGAGUGGGACUCCCGUGCACUGUGAUGGAGUGUGGUGAUAUAAUAUACAGAAGCACUCUGCCCAGGUCAAAUGGGAUCACACUUACAGUCCCUGGAGUGAUUCUAGCACUGGGUACAGUUUCUUACCUGUGGGCCACCCCCGGCGUGGCCCCAGGGUUCUGGGACAUGUUUGUUCUUGCUUUUGUUGAGAGGUUGUUCAGACCCACUUACAGGAAGGAUGAUUUUGUGUUGGGGAAGAAGUUGGGUGUGGGGGCUUUUGGUGUGGUGUAUAGAGUUUCACUGGCUAAGAAUCCCGCUUCAAAGAAAGAAGGUGAUCUAGUCUUGAAAAAGGCUACUGAAUAUGGUGCAGUCGAGAUCUGGAUGAAUGAGCGCGUUCGGAGGGCUUGUUCGAGCAGCUGUGCUGAUUUUCUGUAUGGCUUUCUUGAGAAUUCAUCAAAGAAAGGAGCUGAAUAUUGGCUCUUGUGGCGGUUUGAAGGGGAAGCCACGUUGUCAGAUUUGAUGCUGAGUAAAGAUUUCCCUUACAAUGUGGAAGCAAUGAUUCUAGGUGAAGUUCAGGCCUUGCCAAAGGGGUUGGGAAGGGAAAAUAGAAUCAUUCAGACAAUUAUGAGACAACUUCUAUUUGCAUUGGAUGGUCUUCACACAACAGGGAUUGUCCACCGAGAUAUAAAGCCACAGAAUAUUAUUUUCUCGGAAGGAUCUCGCACAUUCAAGAUUAUUGACCUUGGUGCUGCAGCGGAUUUGAGGGUCGGCAUCAACUAUAUCCCAAAGGAGUUUCUUUUGGACCCAAGAUAUGCUGCGCCUGAGCAAUACAUUAUGAGCACUCAAACUCCAUCUGCUCCUUCGGCGCCUGUGGCAACUGCACUUUCCCCGGUUUUGUGGCAGAUGAAUCUACCAGAUAGAUUUGAUAGCUACAGUGCCGGCCUUAUAUUCUUACAAAUGGCAUUCCCAUCAUUACGUAGCGACAGUAAUCUCAUACAGUUCAACCGUCAGCUAAAACGAUGCGAAUACAAUUUGGUUUCCUGGAGAAAGACGGUAGAACCCCGUGCCAGUUCUGAACUCAGAAGGGGCUUUGAACUGUUAGAUUUGGAUGGGGGAAUAGGGUGGGAACUUCUAACAUCAAUGGUCCGGUACAAAGCACGCCAAAGAACCAGCGCAAAAGCUGCUUUAGCACAUCCUUACUUCGACAGAGAAGGCCUUUUGGCCUUGUCCUUUAUGCAGAGUUUACGGUUGCAACUCUUCCGAGCUACUCAACAGGACUACUCGGAAGCUGCCUCGUGGGUUAUUCAGUUAAUGGCAAAGUCAGGAACUAAGCAAGAUGGUGGUUUCACAGAAGCUCAGCUUCAGGAGCUCAGAGAAAUAGAGCCAAAGAAGAAGGCAAGUCCGCAGAGGAAUGCUCUGGCUUCGGCUCUACGGCUCCAAAGGAAGUUUAUGAGAACUAUAAAUGAGAGUAUGGAUGAGCUUAACCAACGCCGGAAGAGCUUAUGGUGGAGCAGGUGGAUUCCCAGAGAAGAAUGAAAUUUGUAAAUACAAUACUUUUUUUUGAAUUUUACUGUAAAUUAAAUUUUGUGCAGGCCAUCGUCACAUACUGAUUCGAUGGAAUAUAAUGAUGUUUAAAAGAAUACGAGCAAUGGAUGUAAAAGAAAAUCUACUUCGUUUU
Rhododendron vialii is the source of this 1946-nucleotide messenger RNA. Its product is annotated as serine/threonine-protein kinase STN7, chloroplastic. The transcript has 10 exons. The coding region runs from base 77 to 1804 and encodes 575 amino acids. The record is from RefSeq and is a predicted model, not a curated record. Gene Ontology annotation, biological process: protein phosphorylation. Gene Ontology annotation, molecular function: ATP binding; protein kinase activity. NCBI's taxonomy places the organism in Eukaryota, Viridiplantae, Streptophyta, Magnoliopsida, Ericales, Ericaceae.